AUGGAUGAUGCUAUGCGUCGUAGCAUCUUUGGUUCAUCUGAUGAAUCAGAUGAACCAUCGCCGAAGCGAAGGCGCUCGAGGUCGCGAGACUCGGGCGCUAAUAGUGGUGUCGGUUCUCCUAUUGACACCACUUCGCAGCGAAGUGCCAGUCCUUCUGUCGGCACGUCGCAGGAAGAGCGGGACCGCAGCGUGUUGCGUCUCGCUCCAGAAAAGAAGGCAUGGAUGCCUCCUGAAUCUGUCAUGGAUCACUUGUCGGCGACGACGAGUGAUCGUUAUCGAACACGGUUGUUCGAUUCGUCAAGGAUCCAUCACCUUGACCCAAGCUCGAAAAACUAUCGCGCUGAGAAUGAAUUCUUCAUCGAUGCUUUCUUCAAACAUCGAUGGUACAGUGGGAAUCACAAGCGUGAUGGUCCCUCACUACUUCAAGCGUGGAACGCCUACAUCCAUAACCUUGAGGAUGUAGGUCGUGACGCUUGGAACGACAAACUUAUCAAAGAUCGUGAAAAGUUUAAAAAGCGAACCCCGACAGGUGCACGCUACAAGCUGCAUCUUCUGUAA
Molecule: messenger RNA, 558 nt
Organism: Peronospora matthiolae
Lineage: Eukaryota; Oomycota; Peronosporomycetes; Peronosporales; Peronosporaceae
Source: the annotation of a GenBank genome assembly